UCCUGCCUCAUCUUCCCAGAGUGCUGGGAUUUCAGGGCGUUAACUGUACACAACAAAUCUGUCUGCUCUCCCUGGUCACAGCCCUGGAUCGCGUAUAUGUGGAAUGUUAUACGUGGGUUCAGUUCAGGACCCUUUGGUGGUGGUGAAAAAUCAGACCGUCAGCAAGAAUACCGUGGAAUACGGCACUGAAAUUGCAAAAAUGCAGGAGCUGGCCCCGGAUCAUUUGUUGGCAGUACUUACUGGCGGAAGUCAGUUUUCAUUUCAAGAUGUCCUUUUCCAACUGGCCUUGGGCGUAGGAUGUCGGAGAACCCAGAGCAGGAGGGCUGCUUCUUCCCGUCAGGAAGUGAUCACAGUGCGCGUUCAGGACCCCCGCAUGCAGAAUGAGGGCUCCUGGAACUCCUACGUGGACUACAAGAUCUUCCUCCAUGUGAGCUCGUGGGGCGGGCGGGCUGGCCCCCUUGGUGGUCCCCGCCUUACCCUCUGCCUCACCUCCCUGCAGACCAACAGCAAGGCCUUCACCGCAAAGACUUCCUGCGUGCGGCGCCGCUACCGCGAGUUUGUGUGGCUGAGAAAGCAGCUGCAGAGAAACGCCGGCUUGGUCCCUGUACCCGAGCUUCCUGGGAAAGCCCGGUUCUUUGGCAGCUCUGACGGGUUCAUUGAGAGGCGCCGCCAGGGCCUGCAGUACUUCCUGGAGAAGGUCCUGCAGAGCGUGGUCCUCCUGUCGGACAGCCAGCUGCACCUCUUCCUGCAAAGCCAGCUCUCGGUGCCCGAGAUCGAGGCCUGCGUGCAGGGCCGGAGCCCCACCACGGUGGCCGACGCCAUCCUGCUGUACGCCAUGUCCAACUGCGGCUGGGCCCAGGAGGAGCAGCCCGGCGCGGCCUGCCAGGCGCAGGGCGAUCAGCUCAACAGCAGUUGCUGCUUCCUUCCAAGGUCCAGGAGGAGGGGCUCACCCUCGCCGCCCCCCAGUGACAAGCAGGACGGACUGGCAGGAUGGGCCCCCGUGGUUGACUCCGAGGAGCCUUCCCUGGAAAGCCCAGUGCUGCCGCCCCCCUCCUCGCCGCCAUGCUGUGACCCUGACGAGGGACCCCCUGCUCCCCAGCCUGAGAGGCUGGAGCCCAGGUCGGCCUCGAACUCACUCCGGCCCAGGCUGGCCUGUGAACUCGCAGCGACCCUCCUGCCUCAGUCUCCCUCGCUGAUCGGCGUGGAAAUGAGGGUUCAGAACGGGCACAGCUGCCGUCCGCCCCAGUCCGCCGCCUUCCGGAGCCGGAGCCGGGAUGCAGCUCCCCUCCGGGGCUGGAGCCGCGUCAGGUGUGAUUUACCUGCCCGGUCGCCCCUCGCAGCCUGCGAGCCCGGCCAGGUGCUGAACGGGAGGUCGUUUGUCAACAGGCAGAUGCCGAGCCGGCUGGCGCUCAUCCUUGCCUCCCGCCCGCCUCCCCUGGGCCUCUCCUUCAUCCGAGGCAGCCGAGCAAGGCGAGACUCGAAAACGCACGGUGGCAGAUCCAAAAGUGUCAAAAGAAGUUCAUUGAAGAGGGGGGUUAAAAAAAACCCCACACGCAGCCCUCGCAAAAACCCGACAGAUGCUCAGCUAAUGGCAUCCGCGCCGCCGAUUGGUGGGGACGGCUCAUGAAUAUUAAUGAGCCCGGGGCUCCAAAUGGUGCAGCUGUGAACCCAGCUGUGCGCAGCGCUCUGAUCUCGAAAGUUCCAGACCGGAGCCGGAGGGUGGUCCGCGGCAAUUCCCCACUCGGCCAAAAAGCAGCGACCUCCUUCCGCCCGCCCCCUUCCCCAGUCGCUCUGCCAGCAGGCGCCGCGCAGGCAGCCUGCGAUUUCCGACUCGCAGCUUUUUUUUUAACGAUCCAUUAGCAGCUUGCUCUGCAGUCCCGAGUGCAUCCAGCCGGGUGCGGGUUUGGUGCAGUGCUGAGUGGAGGAGCGGGGCAGCCGCGUCCCGGGAAGGGAGGGCUCCGGGACGGUCCCCAGGGGCCCCCAGGUCUGGUGACCUCUCCGGGAGUGGCCCACCCACCUGUGUUACACAAUGAAAGCUCUUUGCAUUUACAGGGUGAGGCUUGCUUUAGUCACCGUUCUUCUUUGAGCCAGGGUCUCUCUCCGCAGCCCAGGCCGGCCUUCAGUUCACAGCAACCCUCCUGCCUCAGCCUUCCAAAUGCUGGGGAUCACAGGCCUACGCCGCCACCCUGGCCUCUCCGUCUUUCUCCUGAAAGCUAUUUCCUUGGGCUGAGCCUUGUCAUCUGUUACUGAGGGGAAGUAAGGGGACCUGGGUGUAUGGGGGGUGUUAUUUGGUGAAGUGCAUGUCUGAGUGUGUGUGUGUGUGUGUGUGUGUGUGUGUGUGCGCGCACGUGUGUGUAGGGGAAGCUUUGGUUUUCUUACAUUAGGGUAACCUUGUAUGCAUCUUCUAGGACCUCAGUGCCUGGUGAGGAGGGUAGGCAGGUUUUACCCUCCACUUUCCACUGAGAGACCCGGUGUGGUGGUGCACACCA
Fukomys damarensis (Damara mole-rat) is the source of this 2489-nucleotide messenger RNA. RefSeq names its product sorting nexin 11 (gene Snx11). Lineage: Eukaryota; Metazoa; Chordata; Mammalia; Rodentia; Bathyergidae. Gene Ontology annotation, biological process: intracellular protein transport. Gene Ontology annotation, molecular function: phosphatidylinositol binding. Bases 104 to 1627 code for a protein of 507 amino acids. The transcript has 9 exons. The record is from RefSeq and is a predicted model, not a curated record.